AUGAAAAUUUUAAUAUUCUUUCUCUUGACCGUUGCGAACGUAUUCGCCAGACCCAGUGGACUCGGCUUAGGCCUGGGACUGGGAAUCGGUAUAGCCCCAGCUGCUUUAGGAAUCGCUCCACAAGGAAUCGUUCCACAAGGAAUCGCUCCACAAGGUAUUGUUCCACAAGGAAUCGCUCCACAAGGUAUCGUUCCACAAGGUAUUGUUCCACAAGGAAUCGCUCCACAGGGUAUUGUUCCACAAGGAAUCGCUCCACAGGGUAUUGUUCCACAAGGAAUCGCUCCACAGGGUAUUGUUCCACAAGGAAUCGCUCCACAAGGUAUUGUUCCACAAGGAAUCGCUCCUUUGGGAGUUGCUCCACAAGGAAUUACACCAUUGGGAGUGGCUCCGUUAGGGAUAGCGCCACUAGGAGGUGCUAAUAUUGUAUUAGGUCAUGGUUUACUUGGUUAA
Psylliodes chrysocephalus is the source of this 450-nucleotide messenger RNA. The record is from the annotation of a GenBank genome assembly. NCBI's taxonomy places the organism in Eukaryota, Metazoa, Arthropoda, Insecta, Coleoptera, Chrysomelidae.